UUCUCUCUCUCUCUCUCUCUCUAGCCAUGGCUACUAAGCCUUUGCUUCUCUCCUUUGCAUUUUGCUUUCUCUUGGCCUUCCACGGCUGCCUCGCCAGCCAGCGGUACCGGACCACCCAGGAGCAAGGGGAGUGCCAGAUCGACCGCCUUGAUGCCCUCGAGCCCACAAACCGCAUCCAGUGCGAGGCUGGCUUGGUCGAGUCGUGGGACCAAAACCACGACAUGUUCCGGUGCACUGGGGUCGCCAUGGUCCGGCACACCAUUGAGCCCAACGGUCUCCUCUUGCCUUCCUUCACCAAUUCACCUCAACUCAUCUACAUUGUUGAAGGUGAGGGUAUUCAGGGGGCUGUGAUCCCCGGUUGCCCCGAGACAUUCCAAUCAUCUCAGCAAUCACAGUUCGGGCGGCAGUUUGGACAGGGAGGACAGAUGAGAGGAGGCGAAGGCCGGCGGUUCCCAGAUGAGCACCAGAAGAUCCGCCGCUUCCGACAGGGCGACAUCAUUGCGUUGCCCACUGGAGUGGCCCACUGGGUGUACAACGACGGCAAUCGGCCCAUCAUCGCCGUCAUCCUCCUCGACGUUACCAAUAGUGAGAACCAGCUCGAUCUCAACCCAAGAAGAUUCUUCCUCGCUGGCAACCCGCAAAACGAGCACGAGCAAGGGGGCCAGCGAUGGCAGGGACGGCAGGGCAGCAGCCAACGACAGCGCCGAUUCCAGCCCUUUGGCCGCGGUGAGGAGGGCCAGCAAGGGGGUCAAUGCAAAAAUAUCUUCUGCGGCUUUGACGCACGCCUCCUGGCUGAGGCAUUCAACGUGGAUCUGGAGACAGUAAGGAGGCUGCAGAACGAGAACGACAACAGGAACAACAUCGUGAGGGUCGAGGGCGGCCUUCAGGUUGUGAGGCCCCCGAGGGAACUCGGCGGCCGCAGGUGGGAAGAGGAGCGCGAGGGGGAGAGGGAGGGGUACGGUGGCAGAGGACGACGCGGCAGGUAUGACAUGAACGGAUUGGAGGAAACGCUCUGCACCAUGAGGCUCCGGGAAAACAUCGGCAACCCGUCGCGCGCCGACGUGUACACGCAACAAGCCGGCCACAUUAGCACACUCAACAGCAACAACCUGCCCAUCCUGUACUGGCUCCAACUCAGUGCCGAGAGAGGCCGUCUACAUAGGGAUGCAAUUAUGGUGCCACACUACAACCUCAACUGCCACAGCGUGGUCUACGCGAUCCGCGGCAGCGCGCGCAUCCAGGUGGUGAACGACGAAGGCCAGACCGUGUUUGAUGAGGAGCUCCGCGAGGGGCAGCUCGUGGUGGUGCCGCAGAACUUUGCAGUGGUGAAGAGGGCGGAGAACGAGGAGUUCGAGUGGGUGUCCUUCAAGACCAACGACAACGCCAUGGUCAGCCCGCUCGCGGGCCGGACCUCGGUGCUACGGGCAUUGCCGGACGAGGUCGUCGCCAACGCUUACCGGGUGUCGAGGGACGAUGCCAAGAGGCUCAAGUACAACCGGAGGGAGACCACGGUGUUUACCUCCAGGAGGGGUGGCGGUUCUUUCUCCGAGAGGAGGGCUGAAGCUUAAGCGCCAAAGUUGCAGGAUGAAUUGCAUGUGGCGCUUUUUGUGGGGAAGCUAAAGUCUUUGGAGAGACCUCUCUUAAUUAUGUUAUUAUGUGCUAAGAAGAGUAAGAAGAGGACCAUAAUAAUGAGUAGUAUGUAGUAGUUGGACGUGUAAGUUGUGGCACGAGGAAUAAAGAUCCAAAAGUCUUGUGCAU
This is a messenger RNA of Rhodamnia argentea, 1758 nucleotides long. RefSeq names its product 11S globulin seed storage protein Jug r 4-like. Bases 27 to 1568 code for a protein of 513 amino acids. NCBI's taxonomy places the organism in Eukaryota, Viridiplantae, Streptophyta, Magnoliopsida, Myrtales, Myrtaceae. Gene Ontology annotation, molecular function: nutrient reservoir activity. The transcript is spliced from 4 exons. The record is from RefSeq and is a predicted model, not a curated record.